Messenger RNA from Diaporthe citri, 345 nucleotides. RefSeq lists its product as uncharacterized. The record is from RefSeq and is a predicted model, not a curated record. The transcript is spliced from 2 exons. The coding region runs from base 1 to 345 and encodes 114 amino acids. NCBI's taxonomy places the organism in Eukaryota, Fungi, Ascomycota, Sordariomycetes, Diaporthales, Diaporthaceae.
AUGUCCAAGCUCAUCAACCGCGUCACCAUGUUCAAGCUCGACGGAGCCGAGAACCAGGCCAAGCUGCUUGCAGCUUAUGAGAAGCUUGCUAAGGAGCAGAACAGGGACGGAAAGCCUUAUAUCGCAUACCUGAGCGCCGGAAUCGCUCACGAUGACCCGCGCUCCAAGGGCUACACCAUCGUUGCGCAGUCAUCCUUCUACAGCCUCGACGACAUGAAGUACUACGAUGAGACCGACCCGAGCCACCAGGAGCUCAAGAAGACCGCCAGGGGGGCUGGGUUGGCGGAGCCGCCUCUGACUGUCUAUGUCGAAUCCGCCCCGGUCAUCGACGUGAAGAGGGGUUAG